GGAGAUCACUGGUUCGGGAGGUAAAUCGUCGCUCUGGCAGCCUCGACAGAAUCCUUUGACAGGUCAAGACUCGUGGCAUCAUCUCGUCACGCAGAAGGAAGUUUUCGAGGAGCCUAUUGAGUGUAGAGGUGCCAUACUAGCGGAUGAUAUGGGCCUUGGGAAGACCAUUACAUGUGUUUCCCUCAUCGCAUCGACUAUGAAAUCUGCACAAGUCUUUGCAGCUGAAAGUCUUCCCCAACUCACUCCUCCUCCCCCAGAACGCAACUCCGAGGCGGAACUCACUGCCUCUCACUUUGUAGGGAGCGUCUGGGGCAUGCCAGACGUACCCGUAGCACCGUCCACACCAUUGCUCUCCGCGAAAGCCAGAGCAAAACAAGUCAGGUUGCAGGACAGCAUGGAAGCGCAAUACAGUCGGGCCUGUCGCAUCAAGAUCAAGAGCAGAGCAACCCUCAUCAUCUGCCCUUUGUCCACUGUUGCGAACUGGGAAGAUCAGAUUCGCGAGCAUUGGAAAGGCGGUGUCAGUCUCUUCGGCGGGGCGGGAUCUUGUCCUACUCCUUUGUCCCAGCUUUCCAGGACUUCUUCUCUCGUCCCGAGUACUUCUACUCCAAACACUCCGGAGGAUUGCCUUCCCGACAGUAAGAAGAUCGCAUCGGCGUCAGCAUCCACAACGAUAGCGAAGUCCAAUGCGCUACGGGUGUACGUCUACCAUGGAAAUGCGCGUCGCCCGGAUCCAACAUUCCUAGCUGAUUGUGAUGUCGUGAUCACAACUUACGCGACAUUGGCUUCGGAGUUCUCAAAGCAGAGCAAGAGCCUUGCGUCGGCCGAAGAAGAGGAAGACGAGAGCAGCGACUCUACCGGCGACGGCGAUGUGAUGACCAUCAGACUCGGAAAGCCCAAGAAGCCCACGAAACGCAAGAAGCCCGGCACACCCGCAUCGAUGGGCGCCACAAGUGCUUUGCAGAGCGUGUACUGGUUUAGAGUUGUGCUGGACGAAGCCCACUCUAUCAAGGAGAUCAGCACCGUGGGAUGCCGAGCCUGCUGUGACUUGAUGGCAGACCGUCGAUUGUGUCUUACGGGCACCCCAGUGCAGAACAAACUGGAUGAUAUCUACGCCCUCAUCAAGUUCCUGCGGCUAGAGCCAUUCAAUGACAAGACUGUGUGGACCGAAUAUAUAGGUGCUCCUGUCAAGUAUGGCCAACCGUUAGGAGUCGCCCGGUUACAGAGCAUCAUGAAGUGCAUCACACUGCGCCGAACGAAAGAGAGUAAAGCCCAAGAUGGCCAGCGUAUCCUAUCUCUACCGCCUCGACGAGACGAGCUCCGCUAUCUCAAAUUUGACGCGCAGGAGCAAGCCAUCUAUGACCAAUUCUUCAACGAGUCCAAAGCAGAGUUUAACGAGAUGUCCGACAAGAACGAGGUCAUGAAGAACUAUGUUGGGAUUUUGCAGAAGAUUCUGCGGUUGAGGCAGAUUUGUGAUCAUUUUGAGCUGGUGAAGGGUAAGGGUCUCCUGGGCGACGUGCAGACGCAAGAUGCGAUGUCUUAUGAAGAAGCUGCCGCCGCUAUAGCUACGGACGGUAUCACCCCCGCUAGAGCUGCGAUCGUCUUCGCGCUACUGAGAGAGGCUGCUACUACUCAGUGCGUCGAGUGCGGGAUCGAGCUCUGCACAGGGUCUGAAGGUUCUGAGUUCUCUGGUACGGACGAGAGCUCUAUCGCUCCGAAACGAGGAAGAAAGCCAAAAAAUACUCCGUCUCAUCCCCCAUCUCGAGCUCAUAGCCCCUCUCGCCCGACCCAUCUUCUCGUCUUGACGCGCUGCCAGCAUCUGUUCUGUGGCUGUUGCUACAAGAAGAAAGUACAUCCGGAUUGGCCGAAGUGUCCGCCCGACCUAUCUCGACCGUGCUCAGUGUGCCAGUGCGGCCUCCUGCCCAGUGAUGCCACUGAAGUCAAUCCAAACGCAGUCUCCGGGGAAUCGUCAUCGUCGGCAAAAAGAAAAUCGUGCAAGAAAGAGAAGCGGGUCAAGGGUAUCUCGAUGGAGGAUUUCCAUCCCUCGACCAAGGUCAAGGCGUUACUCGGGGAUCUAGUCCAGUUCUCGAGGUUGAAUCCCCAUUCGGUCAAUUACGACCCUGGUGCUGUUGAAGUGCAGAUGGUCGAUGGCGAGGGCAACAUUGUGGAUGAUGCACCCACGAAAUCUAUUGUUUUCUCCCAGUGGACUACAAUGCUUGAUAAGAUCGAGGAUGCCUUAGAAGCUGCUGGAAUCCGAUAUGAUCGUUUAGACGGAACAAUGAAACGUGAUGAACGAUCGCGUGCUAUGGAUGCCCUGAAGAACGAUCCUGGGUGCGAAGUAUUACUGGUCAGUCUGAAAGCAGGCGGGGUCGGUCUCAAUUUGACAGCAGCCCAACGUGCAUACCUUAUGGAUCCUUACUGGAACCCCGCGGUUGAGAACCAAGCCGUGGAUCGCAUACACCGCCUAGGACAGACAAAACCAGUCACGACGAUCAAACUCAUCAUUGAGAACACCAUUGAGGCCCGUCUUCUAGAGGUGCAGAAGAAGAAGACCGAGCUCGCGAAUAUGACCCUCCAGAACUUUAGCAAGGCAGAGAUGCUACAGCGUCGGUUGGAGGAGCUCAAUCAGCUCUUUGGGUAGUUUCUUCUCAUCAUCCGCUUAUCUAUCUUAUUUCUCAUGUCUUGGACUGUUGUAUGAAGUACCAUUAUUAUGUCCCGUCCUUGAUCGCACUCCGUUUUGUCUUGCUAUCGUGCACCUUUUAGCUUAUUUCUUUUCUUGGAGCCGCCUGCUCGAGCGGUUAGAUAUUCGAUAUGCAGAGCAUAGUACAUGUAAUGAAUAUAUAGUGCCCCUGUAUAUAGAUACAUGUUUGCGCGCUAGAAAGCAAAAUGUGCACCUUGCUUGCGAUUCC
Heterobasidion irregulare TC 32-1 is the source of this 2906-nucleotide messenger RNA. RefSeq lists its product as uncharacterized. Gene Ontology annotation, molecular function: ATP-dependent chromatin remodeler activity; ATP binding. The record is from RefSeq and is a predicted model, not a curated record. The coding region runs from base 149 to 2638 and encodes 829 amino acids. Lineage: Eukaryota; Fungi; Basidiomycota; Agaricomycetes; Russulales; Bondarzewiaceae. The transcript is spliced from 7 exons.